This is a messenger RNA of Cryptomeria japonica (Japanese cedar), 995 nucleotides long. RefSeq names its product cytochrome P450 CYP72A616. Gene Ontology annotation, molecular function: iron ion binding; heme binding; monooxygenase activity. The record is from RefSeq and is a predicted model, not a curated record. NCBI's taxonomy places the organism in Eukaryota, Viridiplantae, Streptophyta, Pinopsida, Cupressales, Cupressaceae. Bases 20 to 835 code for a protein of 271 amino acids. The transcript is spliced from 2 exons.
UCUUCCUACAAAAAAGAACAUGCAACAAUGGUCGUUGUCAAAAGAGAUCAGAAAAUGCGCAAGACAGGUGAUUGAAAGCAGGGAGAGGACUGCUCGCACUGGAAAGUCAGUGGACUACGGUAAUGAUUUACUUGGCCUAAUGAUGAGUUCGAACAAGGAACAAGGAGGAAAAGGGCAGAGUAACAUUCACAUGACAACAGAUGAAAUAAUUUCUGAAUUGAUAACUUUCUAUAUAGCUGGACAGGAAACUACAACAAUCCUCUUGACAUGGACCAUGAUCUUGUUGGGAAUGCAUCAGGACUGGCAAGAACUAGCACGUAAGGAGGUCUUAGAAGUGUGUGGGAAAACCGAUUUUCCAAAUGCAGACACUGUGAAUGGCCUAAAGAUUAUGGGGAUGAUUUUCAAUGAGUCCUUGAGACUUUAUCCACCUAUAAUAGCACUACUCCGAAAAACAGAAAAGCCAAUGAAGCUUGGCAGACUCUCAAUUCCUGCAGGUACUCAACUUCAGAUUCCGAUCCUUGAAAUGCACCAUGACCCAUCUUUGUGGGGAGACAACGUAAACGAGUUCAAUCCAGAGCGGUUCAGAGAAGGAAUUUCAAAAGCUGCCGAGCAUCCGAUUGCCUUCAUGCCGUUUUCAUUAGGUCCAAGGGUUUGCAUUGGUCAAAACUUUGCACUAAUAGAGGCCAAAGUAGCACUGACUCUGAUUCUUCAACAAUUUUUCUUUGUGAUUUCACCCAAUUACAUCCACGCACCUGUACAUUCGUUCACACUUAAACCCCAGUUUGGAGCUCAGGUCAUUCUUCACAUGAAUCGUGAUAAAUAUUUAGCAUUCUGAAAUCUCAAACUGAGACAAUUUAGAUCAUGUGUUAUGAAAAUGUCCGAAGUAAACAGACGUGCUUGAUAUAAACCAUCGUCAAGUUUUCAAAUAUUUUAGUGAAUGUUGUCUAAGUAGAUUUCAAUAAAUUGAAAGAAUUGGGAAUUCAUAUUAAAGAUCA